AUGUUCUACUUCCACUGUCCGCCUCAGCUGGACGGAGAGUGCUGCCGCUCCAACACAUUGAAUUCCAGCGGUUUUGCCAACCACGCCGCGGCUGAUUUUGAUGAUGGAUUUCUCCGCAGAAAACAGCGCAGAAACAGAACAACAUUUACUUUGCAACAGUUGGAGGCUUUGGAGGCUGUCUUCGCUCAGACUCACUACCCGGACGUGUUCACCCGAGAGGAGCUUGCCAUGAAGAUCAACCUGACCGAGGCCAGGGUGCAGGUUUGGUUUCAGAAUCGCAGAGCAAAGUGGAGGAAGACGGAGCGAGGGAGCACAGACCCUGAAGGAGGGAAAGAGCAGAUGAGUGAGGGCACUCCUCCAUCUCGCAGCAUCAACUCUCAGUCCCCAGUGGACCAGAGCAGAAAACAGAAAGAACCACUGGAGAUGCAGCAGAGUAUCAACAGGACAGUGGGUCCUGGUGGUCCCUUCUUCCCAUCUUGUAUACCAGGGACGCUGCUCAAUUCUGCCACCUACGCCCAGGCCCUCUCACAGGUCGCCACACUGAAAGGUAAUGGUUUGUGCUCCUGCUGCGUUUCCGACCCCAUGGGCCUGUCCUUCCUGCCGCCCUAUGGUUGUCAGGGCAACCGCACAGCCAGCGUGGCCGCCCUGCGCAUGAAGGCCCGUGAGCACUCGGAGGCCGUGCUGCAGUCCGCCAACCUGCUCGGGGCGGCAACUGGGCCCGGCGCCGGCGUGGGAGUCCUGUCUGGAGUCGGAGUCAGCCCGGCCGGGGUGGCGAGGCCCACGGUGGGUCCUGCCAUCGAGGUGGGAAGAGGAGGAGACAGCUCCAGUCCCAGCCCGGUCAACAAGGUCCCAGUCCUGGGCAGCAACCCUGACAAACACCCUCAAUGCUCCAAGGAACCACUGGAGAAAAAGUGA
Messenger RNA from Seriola dumerili (greater amberjack), 915 nucleotides. It is a transcript of the gene drgx, whose product is annotated as dorsal root ganglia homeobox. Gene Ontology annotation, biological process: regulation of transcription by RNA polymerase II. Gene Ontology annotation, molecular function: RNA polymerase II transcription regulatory region sequence-specific DNA binding; DNA-binding transcription factor activity, RNA polymerase II-specific. The transcript is spliced from 6 exons. Bases 1 to 915 code for a protein of 304 amino acids. The record is from RefSeq and is a predicted model, not a curated record. Lineage: Eukaryota; Metazoa; Chordata; Actinopteri; Carangiformes; Carangidae.